GACUUUGGCCUAGGCGACCAGGUGGCGGUGGCUGUGGAGGGGAGGUGGAUCCCCAGGAGGUAUAAAGCCUUUCUCUGCUCUGCCUUGGGAGCUGGUGAGGAUCGCCUGCCAGAGUCUGGGCCUCGGGAAUAGACGCCUCCAGCCUCCUUGCUCCACACCCUCCUCAGCGUUCCAGGUCUUCUGACGCCAUGGGCACCCGCUACUUCCUGGCCCUGUUUCUCAUCCUCCUGGUAUUGGGAUUUGAAGUCCAGGGGGCCCCUCUGACCCAGGAAGAUGAGAUCAGCAGCCCCUCGCUGUUCUCCCAGAUGCAGGAAUCACUUUAUAGUUACUGGGAUACGGCCAAAACAACGGCCCAGGACCUGUACCAGAAAACCUACCUGCCCUCCGUGGACGAGAGUAUAAGGGACAUGUACAGCAAAAGCACAGCGGCUGUGAGCACUUACGCAGGGAUUUUUACUGACCAGGUCUUUUCUCUUCUGGCGGGAGACGAGUAACGACGGGACCCCACACACAGGAGAGGAGAUAGUCCAGAGCCCAGCAACUCUUUCGCUCCCGACCACCCCUCCACUCCCCACUUCCUAGCAGCUCUCCGCAUCUUGCUACCAACUUUAGCGUGAUUUCUUAUCAAUAAAAAAAGACAAAUCUUC
Molecule: messenger RNA, 647 nt
Organism: Phyllostomus hastatus (greater spear-nosed bat)
Lineage: Eukaryota; Metazoa; Chordata; Mammalia; Chiroptera; Phyllostomidae
Gene: APOC2
Product: apolipoprotein C2
Exons: 4
Coding region: 189-494 (101 amino acids)
Biological process (GO): lipid transport; chylomicron remnant clearance; negative regulation of very-low-density lipoprotein particle clearance
Cellular component (GO): chylomicron; low-density lipoprotein particle; intermediate-density lipoprotein particle
Molecular function (GO): lipoprotein lipase activator activity; phospholipase binding; phospholipase activator activity
Source: RefSeq, a predicted model, not a curated record